AAAUAUAUAUUUAUAUUAUAUAUUAUAUAUAAAAUAAUAUAUAUAUAUUCAAUUUUUUUUUUUGGAAAUGGAGUCUUGCUCUGUUGCCCAGGCCGGAGUGCAGUGGCACAAUCUUGGCUCACUAUAACCUCCACCUCCCAGGUUCAAGUGAUUCUCCUGCCUCAGCCUCCCAAGUAGCUGGGAUUACAGGCAUGCGCCACCACGGCCAGCUAAUGUUUGCAUUUUUAGUAGAGACAGGGUUUCGUCAUGUUGCCCAGGCUGGUCUUGAACUCCUGACCUCAAGUGAUCUGCCUGCCUCUGCCUCCCAAAGUGCUAGGACUACAAGCAUGAGCCACCACGCCUGGCCUAUUCAAUAUAUUUUUUUGAGACAGGGUCUCACUUUGUCACCCAGGCUGGAGUGCAGUAUCAUGAUCAAAGUUCACUGCAGCCUUGACCUCCCAGGUUCAACAAUCCUCCUGCCUCAGCCUUCUGAGUAACUGGAACUAUAGUUGAAAGCCACCAAGCCUACCUAAUUUUUAAAAUUUUUUUUUGUGUAAAGUUGGGGUCCUACUAUGUUGCCCAGCCUGGUCUCCAAUUCCUAGGCUCAAGCAAUCUUCCCACCUCAGCCUCUCAGAGGGGUAGGAUUACAAGUGUGGGUCACCUGUGCCUGGCCUAAAUUUAUAUUUAAAUAGCCACAUAUGACUAAUAGCUAUGAUAUUAAACAGCAUAACACUAGACCCUCCAUUAUCCAAGCUCUGUUGAUCCAACCAACAGAGCACACUUGAUCUCUCCUACCUCCCAGCCUCACACACACAUGCCCCACACCCUCCUUCCUGGCUCCACUCACCCAAGAUAUUGCAACCUCCUCAAUACACCUUGAUGACUAUCUCAGCCUCCACAUCCUUGCAUUGCUAUUUAUGCUGCCUGGUGCACCUCAUGCUGCCUCACCCCAUCAUCUGCCUCAUUUCUACUCUUACUCCAGGUCUCAGCUCAGAUGCCCCCUCCCCCAGGAAGCCCUCCCUAGCCGUCAGGUUGAAUGAGGUGUGUCUCCUUGGGCUCUCCCAGACUCCUGGGCUCCUCCAUCCCAGCCCUGAUCACUCUGCAUCAUAAUUGUGUGAGAGGGGUCUUCCCCCCAUACCCUACAGGAUUGUGUGCCCUACUGUGGACAGAGGGCAGAGCAGAGGUGGUCUCAAUCAUCACUGUGUCACCAACAUCACCCAGCACACACAACUGGGCACUGGGAAUGUGUGCUGGAAUGAAUGGAGGAUGCUUUUUAAAAAUUAGGCUAAGCCAGGUAUGGUGAGUCACAUCUGUAAUCCCAGUACUUUGGGAGGCUAAGGUGGGAGGAUCACUUGAGCCCAGGAGUUCAACACCAGCCUGGGGCAACAUAGUGAGAUCCCAUCUCUACAAACAUAAAAAAAUUGGCCAGGGAUGGUAGCACACAACUGUGGUCCCAGCUACUCAGGAGGCUGAGACGGGAGGAUUGCUUGAGCCCAGGAGUUGGAAGCUGCAGUGAGCAAUGAUCAUGCAACUAUACUCCAGCCUGGGCAACAGAGCGAGACCCUGUCUUAAAAAAAAAAAAAGAGUAACACACUUGGAAUAAACAUGAUCCAAAAAAGUACAAAACAUACACUCUGGGGCUGGGUGCAGUGGCUCAUGCCUAUACUCCUAGUACUUUGGGAGGCCGAGGCAGGAGGAUCAUCUGAGGUCAGGAGUUUGAGACCAGCCUGGCCAACAUGGCAAAACCCCAUCUCUACUAAAAAUACAAAAAUUAGCCAGGCAUGGUGACGCAUGCCUGUAAUCCCAGCUACUCAGAAGGCUGAAGCAGAAGAAUCACUUGAACCUGGGAGGCGGAGGUUGCAGUAAACUGAGAUUGUGCCACUGUACUCCAGCCUGGGUGACACAGCGUCUAAAAAAGAAACCACUCGAAAAACUACAAAAUAUUCUUGCAAUUACAGGUGACAUAUUUAAAUGGUAAGACAACCAAUGUUCAUGAAUGGAAAGACAGAGCAAGACCCUGUCUCAAGAAAAAAAAAAAAAAAAAAAAACAGGCCGAGCGCGGUGGCUCACACCUGUAAUCCCAGCACUUUGGGAGGCCAAGGUGGGCAGAUCACCUGAGGUCAGGAGUUCAAGACCAGCCUGACCAACAUGGAGAAACCCUGUCUCUACUAAAACUACAAAAGUAGCCGGGCGUGGUGGCGCGUGCCUGUAUUCCCAGCUACUCGCUGAGGUGGGAGGAUCGCUUGAACCCAGGUGGCAGAGGUUGUGGUGAACUGAGAUUGCGCCAUUGCACUCCAGCCUGGGCAACAAGAGCGAAACUCCAUCUCAAAAGAAAAAAAAAGAAAAACACGAGGCUAAGAGCUUUUUUUUUUUUUUUUUUGAGACGAAGUCUCGCUCUGUCACCCAGGCUGGAAUGCAGUGGCGCGAUCUCGGCUCCCUGCAACCCCUGCCUCCCAAGUUCAAGUGAUUCUCCUGCCUCAGCCUCUCCAGUUGCUGGGAUUACAGGCGCCCACCACCACGCCUGACUAACUUUUGUAUUUUUAGUAGAGACAGGGUUUCACCAUGUUGGCCAGGCUGGUCUCAAAUUCCUCACCUCGUGAUCUACCCACCUUGGCCUCCCAAAAUGCUGGGAUUACAGGCGUGAGCCACCGCACCCAGCCUGCCUCAGAGCCUUCAAGUGAGUCAGCCACAGGUGAAAUCCCACCUCUGUCUAUUGGCAGACUUGCCUCUUUUCCUGGGCCUCUGUUUCCACAUCUGUGCAAUGGGAACAGUUAUUUAUGGUGGCUGCUGAAUGAGGCAGUGUGUGUUUGAACAAACCCAGGGGAAUUGUUCAAACAGAGGCUGUUAUGACUGUUGCUACAGUGACUGCUGUUGUAGUCACGCUGAGUGAGAAAAAGAGGUUGAAGAGGGUCAGGGGAGGAGUCCUGGGAAGUUCCCCAGUCACCCUGAAAAACUGGUUCAACCUCUGUCUGUGCUCCUAUCCCAGGGAGUAUAGGUGGAGCCUCCAGAGCCCAUGGACAGGGCAUGCUGGGGCUGGGCCAGCCCCAGCGGUGUCUCUAAGGCACCUCUGGGCUCCCCACCGAGCUGGCCUACUUCAGACAGCCAGGGCCCACCCCUCUGGCCCCCUUAGUGUCCAGCUCGUGGCCCCUUGGCAUUGCCACAAGACGCCAAGAUGGAGAUUCCCAUGGGGACCCAGGGCUGCUUCUCAAAGAGCCUCCUGCUCUCAGCCUCAAUCCUGGUCCUCUGGAUGCUCCAAGGCUCCCAGGCAGCUCUCUACAUCCAGAAGAUUCCAGAGCAGCCUCAAAAGAACCAGGACCUUCUCCUGUCAGUCCAGGGUGUCCCAGACACCUUCCAGGACUUCAACUGGUACCUGGGGGAGGAGACGUAUGGAGGCACGAGGCUAUUUACCUACAUCCCUGGGAUACAACGGCCUCAGAGGGAUGGCAGUGCCAUGGGACAGCGAGACAUCGUGGGCUUCCCCAAUGGUUCCAUGCUGCUGCGCCGCGCCCAGCCUACAGACAGUGGCACCUACCAAGUAGCCAUUACCAUCAACUCUGAAUGGACUAUGAAGGCCAAGACUGAGGUCCAGGUAGCUGAAAAGAAUAAGGAGCUGCCCAGUACACACCUGCCCACCAACGCUGGGAUCCUGGCGGCCACCAUCAUUGGAUCUCUUGCUGCCGGGGCCCUUCUCAUCAGCUGCAUUGCCUAUCUCCUGGUGACAAAGAACUGGAGGGGCCAGAGCCACAGACUGCCUGCUCCGGGGGGCCAGGGAUCUCUGUCCAUCUUGUGCUCGGCUGUAUCCCCAGUGCCUUCAGUGACGCCCAGCACAUGCAUGGCGACCACAGAGAAGCCAGAAUUGGGCCCUGCUCAUGAUGCUGGUGACAACAACAUCUAUGAAGUGAUGCCCUCUCCGGUCCUCCUGGUGUCCCCCAUCAGUGACACGAGGUCCAUAAACCCAGCCCGGCCCCUGCCCACACCCCCACACCUGCAGGCGGGGCCAGAGAACCACCAGUACCAGCAGGACCUGCUAAACCCCGACCCUGCCCCCUACUGCCAGCUGGUGCCAACUUCCUGAUGGGUCCAGGGCCAGGCCAGCCAGGGAGAAGACAAGGCCCCAGCCCUCCUCUGGGAGCCUCACACCUGAGACCAGCAGGACAAGGCCAUCGGGGGCUGUGGGGCCGAUGAGGUGGACUCAGCCAAAGACUCAGCAGCACAUGGGGCAGGUGUCCUGGCAGGGGAACAGGAGACUGUAACAGGCCCAGGUCCCUGUGCAGCCCCUGAAUGCACGCCCGCCUUCGGUCUGUUCCUUCAAGCGAGCUGGCCUGGGCCAUGUGCCUGUGAAAGGCAGGCUCUGGCCCCUUUCCAUGCCAAAGUCCCCCAAGAUCUGGAUAUCUGGGGACAAGAUGGUGGCCUCAGGCCUGCCUCCCAGGCAGUUGGCUGGGCUCCCAACUGUCUGUCCUCAAUGCCCUACCCCAACUCCACUAGUGACGCUCAGAGUCUUCUCCCCUUAGAACAAGGCAGACACCCCACCAUGCGGGCCUCAGGUGGCAGAGAGGCCCAGCCUCACAGGCCUGUGGCCCCACACACCAGUCCCAGCAAGGUGACCACGGCUGCCGGACCCCUUCCCUGUUCAGGCAGGCCCAGCCCCUCUCAGAACCCGCUGCCAGCUGCUGGUCUUGGCCCCCACCCUGAAUCUCACUGAGUCCCUCUGGGCAGCAGCUCCCUUCUCCACCCCACCCCAGCCCCUGUCCCAAAUGUGGCCUCAGCUUGUCCUCCCCUUCCCCAAACUAUGCAUUCAUUCAGCAAUAAAUGAGCCUUUGCUGUAUGCCAGACCCAGUUCUAGGCUCUUGCAGCCCUGGUAGAAAGCAAAACAAAAACUCCUGCUUUCCCAGAGGGUCACUUGGCAGGGGAAAGAAUCAGGAAAUAAAAUAAAUAAUGAACA
This is a messenger RNA of Gorilla gorilla gorilla (western lowland gorilla), 4921 nucleotides long. It is a transcript of the gene CEACAM19, whose product is annotated as CEA cell adhesion molecule 19. Bases 3152 to 4054 code for a protein of 300 amino acids. The transcript is spliced from 8 exons. Lineage: Eukaryota; Metazoa; Chordata; Mammalia; Primates; Hominidae. The record is from RefSeq and is a predicted model, not a curated record.